Dermochelys coriacea (leatherback sea turtle) is the source of this 1299-nucleotide messenger RNA. Its product is annotated as epididymal sperm-binding protein 1. The coding region runs from base 1 to 945 and encodes 314 amino acids. The transcript is spliced from 5 exons. The record is from RefSeq and is a predicted model, not a curated record. Gene Ontology annotation, molecular function: heparin binding. Gene Ontology annotation, cellular component: cell surface. Lineage: Eukaryota; Metazoa; Chordata; Testudines; Dermochelyidae.
AUGUCGUCCAGCAGGAAGCUCUUGGCCUGGGGCUUGGUCGCCCUGGCCCUGUGCAUGGCAGCCCCAGGCUCAGGCUCCCCCCGCUGCACCUUCCCCUUUAUUUACAAGGGGAGAUCGUACUCCUCGUGCACCACAGACGGACGAAGGGACAAGAAGCUCUGGUGCGCAACUACCGACAGCUACGCCAAGGACGGCCGGUGGAGGUUCUGCUCUCCCAUGGGUCCAGACUCUGUGCCCUGCACCUUCCCCUUUAAGUACAAGGGGAAAUCAUACUCAGCCUGCACCAGGGACGGAAGCACCGACAAGCAGCUCUGGUGCGCGACCACCAGUGACUACGACAAGGACGGCAAAUGGAAGUUCUGCACCCAGAAGGGUGAGUCCUUGAGCUCUGUGUCACGCUGUCUAGAAUGGGUUGCAGCUGAGAACGCUCAGACUCAGGACAGAUCGCCAGAGAACAGAGCAGACACCCCCAAACUGAGGGGAUAUUCUAUCAUUAGAUUCACCAAGCCAGUAAUAACGGAGCAUGCCUGGAUCACUAGGCUAGUUUUACCAUGGAAUACAGACAAUCCCUUGACAUUCCAGCCCCUGUUUAUCACCCAGGCCAACUGGACUUCUCUCGAUCUCUCUCCGUUUCACUUCUCAGUCUCUCCCCCCUGCGCCUUCCCCUUUAUUUACAAGGGGAAAUCGUACACAGCCUGCACCCGGGAUGGGACCAGAAGCAGGCUGCGCUGGUGCGCGACCACCAUGAACUACGACACGGACGGCAGGUGGAGGUACUGCAGCGUGAUGGAUUACGACAAUGGAGAAGCGUGUGUUUUCCCUUUCACCUACAAGGGCAAACGCUUCUCUGCUUGUACCAAGUUUGACAAUCUCUUCGGGAGGUUUUGGUGUGCCACCACUGACAGCUACCACAUGGACCGCCAGUGGGUUUUCUGUCCCGACUGAGGAGGGAGAAGGAGGAGCCGAAGGGACAGGUAGUGCCAGAGCUGUCGAUGUCCCGUGACACCACUUCGACGGAGGGGGCUCCUGGAUAAAAACCGAGGCCAAGAUUCUCAGAAGCGACGAGUGAUUUUGGGUGUCCAGCUUGAGACGCCUUCAAAGGGCAGGUGCUCGGCCCUUGUGGAAGAUCACGCUCCAUUUAAGGUGCUGAGCAACUGCCCCUUUAAGGCGACACAACAUGGGUGCCCAAAAUCUCGACGCUGGCUUGCAAAUCCUGAGACCCAUCCUGGGCUGUUUUCUGUGAUCAGCGCUUCAUGCUGGUUGGGGCUGGCCGGCCUGGUGCAUUUCCCAUUUUUCGCU